UUUCUGUGGAUAAAAUUGAGUUCUAGAUUAGAAAGACACCAUGGCUCCACAUUUAUAGAUAAUGAGACAUAAUGACAGUAGUACUCGGAAGUUUGGAAGGGUAGUUUACCCUUCUAAGUAAUGAAUGCUCCCUAUUAUUACUUCACCUACAACAAAGAGCAGUCAACUAUAGAGGGUGCCAUGGAGCUGGACGCCGCACUGCACGAACUGGGCAUGCUCAGUACCAUCACCGACAGUCGCCUGGACUACCUGCGGAACAAAGUGAAGAAGAGGAAUCGUUCCAGCAAGUCCCUGUGCGUGGUUCAGAUGAACUCGGACUUCGUCACGGAGUUUUCCCUCUCGAAAUCGUCUGCCGUUCCGAACGGCGAGAGCGAAUCCGAAGAGGAGAAUAACGGAACUUCCACGCCGGAAGACAUCCGGAUACAGUGCCCCGUUUUAGAGAUGUUGCCGCCCACUUGGAAGCUCGAUUUUAACACCAGGAGAAAGAUCAAGAGGGCCAUGACUCGGCACUACAAGUUCAAGCCGUACGAUUUCCCGUGGAGGUCCAAGCUGGAAGACUCCUUGCGGAACAUUCCUGCCGCCACGGCAGCUUCCGAAGGGGCCAGCCCCCCCACGGUGUCCCGCCAGGAUAGUGGCAACAAGUCCAAUCCCAGCAGCCCAGUCAAAAGCCAAAAAUCUCUCACCAACUUAGGAUGCUCAAUCUUCCGCUCUCGUUCCCUGGACGAUUUGGAUAUAAGCAAACUGGAUUUGAAAGACGACUGCUGCCUGGAGGCCAGCAGGGUCGAAAUAGACACGGUUUCGCAACGCAUCGGUAAACUCCAUGUCAGUUGAAGGAGUCUCGAUUAGUUACGUUAUAUUUCCCAUUCUUUGUAUGGAAACAGAAGUUAGAUUCUUUUUGUUGCGUGUUAAUUAAUCUUUUUGCCACUGCUGAGUGCUUAUUUGGGUGUUGAAAAUGCAGCUUUUUAAAAUGAAAUAAAUAGUGCCAAGUUUUUAUGCUCAAUUUAAUGCUAGUAUGUUCAAAGUGAAAAUGACUUUUAUUAAUAGUUAUCAUUAUAUAUUGUUAGCUGCGUCAUAGCCUGGGAGAUCUUAGGAGUAUUUUUGUGAAUAAUCCUUUUUUUACUGCACUGUUCUAGUAAUCUGAUUUAUUUCUUUCCUUAAUUUAAUCCAUAUUAUUCUAUUUAAAAACACUGCAUUCAAUUCUGCUUUAUAGAUAACAUCUCAAAGAAAGGUGUAGCUGUUGAUUUUGCCAUGGAAGAAGAGCACUAUUUCUUCAUUUUUUAAAAAAGAUUUGGAAAGUUUCCAUGAAUAGUGAAAACUUGGUGGGAAGCAAAAUAUCUUAUGAAUUAUUAAAAGUGUUUACCAAGAAAGUAAUCUUAAAUUCAUGUGAGUUAUUUUUCAUAUUUGAAACACAUAUUCCAGAAUAGAGCUAAAUCUGAAACAUGCGAAAACUGACUGAGGAUGUUAAAAAAAAAUAUGUAAAAUGAAUAAAAUAAAAAAACUCUAUAACCUGUAUGUAAAACAAUAACUUUUGCCGACAUCCAUAAACCGGUUUUAAAACGGCUAAGAAGGACCUUGAGUAUUUUUUCUUUUCAAAUAGAAGAAUAUUGUAUCUAUGCAGUGCCGGAUCUUUGAUUUUCCCUGGCCGGAGCAAAAGUAAAAACUUGAAACUGCCAACCUUACUAUCUUCCUUCCUGUUUUUUUAAUAGCAAGUUUCAGCAAAAAAAAAAAAAAAACCUCCCAUAAACAGGGUGCAUUUGCCACUUGAUCUAAGGGCUUCUUCAACUUGCUCCACCUAGAUCUGGCACUGUAGCUAUGCGAACAUAAAACUUUUUAGUUGAAAUGCACAAAUGUUUUUCACAUUAGAAAUUAAAAUUAUAUUUUCGUAUUAAUUUUGGUCUCGCAUUAAUCUAAGGUACUUAAAUUUGUUUUAAAAGUCCUGAAUCUGAUUUUUUCUUGUGGAAAACAAUGAGGCUUUGAAUUAAACAUUAAAUCAUAUCUAAUUUUUGUGGUGAUAAAAGAAUAUUUCUAAUUGCAAAUAUGUGCUUUCUUCAUCACUUGUAUAUGAAAUUGUUAGAUUAGUGACAAAAGGUCAGUUUAAUGUGAUGGAAGUAAGAUUAAUACAAUAAAAUUAUCUUAAGGCUUAUACAAUUUUCUCUGUUGAUAAACCCUUGUAAUCAUAUAUCUGGUAUUAGUCAUUUCUUGGCAAGUUUAACCUCAAAUGCGAGUAUAUAAUAUAAUAGUUUUAAGAAACGUGUAGAAAUUUUACUUUUUGUGUUUGCAUAUUUGCUAUUACAAAACCCCUCCUUUGUUGUAUACAUAACCAGUGUAUGUAUGUAUUAGUAUUGUUCUAUAAGUAACCAUUCAUUUUUCCAAAAACACACCAUUUUCAGAAUCAUUUUAAAAAUAUAUAUGUGUGUUACCAUUAACUGUAACUUUUUAGAUGGGUUAAACAGUUAUUAAAAUACAGAUGCAAAACAAUCUUUUGAAAUCCUUGUGCAUCUUAUCUGUCCCCUUGCUAUUAUCAAAGAAAAAAAAAUGUAGUCUUACAUAAUCGGUAUGUCUAAUUUAUGUAAAUUUGACAUAAUUUAAAUUUUUUUUCCUCUUGAAGAAUUUUGGCAUACAAAUAGCAAAGAAUGCUAUAAUACUGUACUUAUUGCUGAGAAAGACAAUUGGAAAAUAAUAUAGUGUGCAACUUUUAAGAAGUAAUUUAUCAAAAUUACAACAAUUUCAUUAGAUUAUGUUACAAAAUGGUCAGAGGUGAAACUUUCCUGGGUCUACCCCAGAAUUCUGUAUUUAUGUACUUGAUGAAUCCUGGAAUUCCGGUAUGAAAAACUUCUAAACUCUUGUUCAUGGGUUUAAUGACGGCAGUAUUGUAUUGAAGAUGCAGUUUAACUUUUUAAAUAAUGCAGCCUAAGAUGCAUUGCAAGAAUUUGUUCUCAUAUUGUAGUUAUGCAAAUAAGUGCCUGGAAUUUUUUCCCCCAAUAAAGUU
Molecule: messenger RNA, 2989 nt
Organism: Uloborus diversus
Lineage: Eukaryota; Metazoa; Arthropoda; Arachnida; Araneae; Uloboridae
Exons: 3
Coding region: 121-831 (236 amino acids)
Source: RefSeq, a predicted model, not a curated record